Molecule: messenger RNA, 1886 nt
Organism: Aaosphaeria arxii CBS 175.79
Lineage: Eukaryota; Fungi; Ascomycota; Dothideomycetes; Pleosporales
Product: cytochrome P450
Exons: 3
Coding region: 126-1703 (525 amino acids)
Molecular function (GO): oxidoreductase activity, acting on paired donors, with incorporation or reduction of molecular oxygen; iron ion binding; heme binding
Source: RefSeq, a predicted model, not a curated record
UUACACCCUUUGCAACUUCAUGGCAGCGCCUGCAAGCCUCAGCGCCUUGUAAAACUUGGUAGUUUCGAGCAGUACUCGACGACAUUGAAUAUUUGCUCUAUCUAAGACAUACUCGCGCCUCUAUGAUGGUUCUCUCGAUUGUUAGUGCUACUUUGCAAGCUCAAGUGGGUUCAAUUCCACCGCACUUUGCAUAUGUAGCGGCAUCAAUAUUCCUUUCACUCGUUGCUUUCCGUGUAUGGAAGUUCACGAUACGACCACUUUUAUAUCCAGAGGAGCCCAGGGAGCUCCCAUACUGGAUCCCAUACUUUGGCCAUACAUUUGCAUAUGUGAGGAGCGGGCAUGAUGUUGUUAUGCAGGCAAAGGCAUACCUCAAUGGUUCAUGUGAACCCUUUGCGCUUCAACUCAAAGAUCGUAAAAUGUACUUCAUCUUGCAUCCAGACGACAGCACUACAGUGUACAGGAACACAACCACAAUGACAUUCAUCAAAAUCGUGGAGCAGCUGCAGCGAACUUUCCGCAUCUCCGAAACGACGAUGCGAAUUGCUUGGGCAUUGCCUAGGUCCAAAGAGGAGGAUCGAGUACAGACUAUCGCUGGAGUUCCAAACCCUGGUCUGAAAAGCUUGGGCGACUUGAGCAUGGAUUUCUGGAGAACACAGGUCGCGGGAAAGGAAUACGGGGCUAUUGAAGCAAAGUUCUCACGCUUGAUAGCCGACGAUUUGGCCAAGGAAGUUGCUCUUGCAGACAAAAGAGAUGGAGUGCUGAAGCUACUUCCACUCAUGCAGCGAGUUUUCCUGAGCGCGGGUCUACGCACCUUCUUUGGAGAGAAGCUCCUAGAGGUCGAUCCCGAUAUUGUAGCCAAGUUCAUCGCGUUUGACGACGAAAGUUGGAAGCUAUGGUUCAAGUGGCCAUUGUCACACAAGAUGUUUGCAAAUAAGCAGAGAGUGGAAGACUCUCUCGAGAAGUGGCUCAAAUUGCCCCGCGAAGAGAGGGUCGGCUUGGCGUAUUUGGUAGAUACGAUAGAGAAAACACAAUUGGCAAUCGGAACUCCAGUUGAGGAUUUGGCUAGGAUUAUGCAUCUAUUGGUCUUCAUUAUCAAUACGAACACAUACAAAGCUGCAUAUUGGGCUACUGCCCACCUUCUCACCAACUCUUCUAUCCGAGAUGAUAUUCAAUCCGAAGUCUUUGAGGCCCGGCAGCUCAUUGACUCGCCUCGUCUUAGUGAAUCCUAUCUUAGCCACCUUCGAAACGAAACACCCCGAAUAGCAGCUCUGUUGCACGAAUCUCUUCGUUACUACAGCGCCUCAUCCUCUAUAAGGCUUACUCUCGCCCCAGUCGCAAUCGGAAAGCGCAUCAUUCCUGCCAAGUCCGUUGUCUUCAUUCCUUUCCGUCCCUUGCACUACGAUGCGGAGGUUUUUGGAUCCGACGUCAAUUUGUUCAAUCCAGAUCGAUUCUUCAACGAUAAAAAGCUCUCAAGCUCGCAGAACUUCAAAUCCUUCAGCGGUGGUAGCAGUUAUUGUCCUGGGCGGGUGCUCGCAAGGGUGGAAUUUGCGGCCUUUGUUGGAGAACUGCUUGGUGCGUAUAAUGUAGAAGUUGUAAGCGAAUGCAGGGUGCCUACAACAGAUGAGAAAGUACCUACCAAAGGGAUCUUGAUGCCUAUGAGUGGAGAGGAUCUAAGUGUAAAAAUAUCUUAUAAGAAGGCAUAAUGAUGCAAGAAAUACAACUAGUAGGUACAAUCCGGAACACAAGGGUAAAUGUGUAGAAGUGUUGGUGCAGUGGAGUUUCCAGGAUGAAGCGGCGAUCACAAAGAUAUAACUCCAGUAUUUUGUCGCGAUAUCAAUCACGUCGGAUAGUUUCAAUCAAUAAAUAGUCAUAAUUGAAGGCUCUAU